Fusarium graminearum PH-1 is the source of this 1947-nucleotide messenger RNA. RefSeq lists its product as uncharacterized. The transcript has 3 exons. The coding region runs from base 1 to 1947 and encodes 648 amino acids. Gene Ontology annotation, molecular function: nucleic acid binding. NCBI's taxonomy places the organism in Eukaryota, Fungi, Ascomycota, Sordariomycetes, Hypocreales, Nectriaceae. The record is from RefSeq and is a predicted model, not a curated record.
AUGGCCAGAAACAGGAAGGGAGCUCCCGCGCCUUGUGGCGCAAAGAACGCCAGAGGCGGACGAGGAGGUCGUGGGGGGAGGGGAUCCUUUCGUGGCCGCGGAAAUUAUUUAUCCACGUCACCACAAGUCAACUUCACCCGAGACGAAACUGUUGGAUUUACACUUGCCGACGAAGCCCGUCAGACCUCGCAACAUGAUCACUCCGCGUGGGGACACUCUAGCCUACGGUCGCGACCAGUGACAUUUGUAAGCGCUGGCCCUAGCGAGCCCCUGAAGUUGCUCGACGAGAUUAUGGACGGAGCGAAUCAAGAGUCGGAAACCACGGGAGCGAACGAAGAAAUACAAGAAGAUGAGGACCCCGACAGAAGUGAUGAGGAUGAGCUUAUAGGACCCGACGAUCUUGAAGAAGCCAUCCAAGAAAGGAUCACUGUAAAAGAUGACACAAUGGAUGCGCCCUGUUUCUUCUUCGAUCUGAAAGGAGACGGACUGCAGGAGAAACUCGACAAGCCGAAGAUCGAGAUACCCGAACGACCCUCUUCGAGAAGCAGCACCUCCAGUGAGGAGAUUAUACUGUUUAAGGGUCGAGGCGCCCCGAGAAAGCCCGAACCCGCGCCUGAUCUCGACAUGGUGCAGAUGCAAGCCGAGAUUCGUGUCGUCGAACAAGCUAUCACCAACGAGUUUACACGGUCGGAGCCAUCCCCAGCCCCGGAGUUUCUUACAGAAUCGUUGCGGAAUAGUAAAGCGACGAAGAAGGAAAAGAAGCAGAAGCAGCGUGACAAACGCAAAGAAAUCGAUCGCGUGAAGGAGGAAGAGGAUGAAAUCCUCGCCGACUACAUUGCAAAUUUGAAAGAGAACACCGAUGUGGACGAGUAUUUCAAAGAACUUAUACAGGGUGGCAUGGAUUCUGAUGCUAGUGGGUUGACCAACACCAAUGGUCAACAACGACUUACCAUAAAUGCGCAUGUCACAGAUGAAGAUGAAUCAGACGAAGACUCGGAGCACGAUUCUGACGCCAACAACGGAGAUGAUCCUGCAAGCGAUAUCGACGACGAGACAUUGGCCCGGUUGAUUGCUGGCCACGAGCUAGGGUAUGACCUGGGAAUGGAGGAUGUCAAUUUUGGAGACUCCCUGAGUGAUUCAGACUCUGAUGGCGAAGAACCCACCAAGAAGUCGAAGCGGCAGCAAAUGUUGGUUGACGACUUUGACAUGAUGGAUUGGGAUCGACCAAGCCUGCGCCCCCGCAAAGGCAAAGGGGCGAGAGCUCAGAUUAACUUCAAUCUCUCUGAUUCUGAACUAGAGGCAACACUCCAGACAAGCUGGAAGAACGACAGACUUAAGAAGUCGGAGCGUAAGAGACAGAGAGAGGAGAUGCGUGCACUUGGCAUGCUGGGCAAGAAAACUAACCCUGAUGAUCUGCGCAUCAAAUAUCCAGACGGAAUGAACAUGGACCAAGUUGGAGAUGAGAUGCGAACAUUCAUGAUCAGUGGCGAUGAACAGCUUAUCUUGCCCCCGAUGGACAAUCAUGCCCGUAAGAUAAUACAUGAGCUGGCGAAUAAGUUCAAAAUCAAGUCCAAAUCGAUAGGGAAAGGUGAUCAACGACGACCUACACUCUAUCGGACAGGACGUACGCUUCCAUAUGUCAAAGCAAUGUUUGAUCAAGCUUUUAAUCGCGUGAAUCGGAAGUAUCUCCCUCGACUGGACAAGAAGGGCAAGAAAGGCAAACGACUACCUCCCGUUCGUGGCGGUGCUUCUGUCGCAGCUGCCACAUAUCAAGAUGGUGAGGUUGUCGGUGGUUCAGCACCUGAACUUGGCAUUGAGAACCGUGGAAGAGCCAUGUUGGAGAAAAUGGGAUGGAGUAUGGGAACGGCACUGGGCGCAUCUGACAACAAAGGUAUCAUGCAACCGGUUACACAGACCAUGAAACGAUCCAAGGCUGGGCUGGGCUAG